UCCCGGGCGAGGGAGCGACGCGGUUCGCAGUGGAGAGGGCGGCUGUAGCGGCAGCAUGAAGCGGACCCCGACGGCCGAGGAGCUAGAGCGCGAAGCUAAGAAACGGAGACUUCUUGAAGAGCUUGAAGACACUUGGCUUCCUUAUCUGACCCCCAAAGAUGAUGAAUUUUAUGAGCAGUGGCAGCUGAAAUACCCUAAACUAGUUCUCCGAGAAGCCGACAGAGUACCGGAAGAGCUCCAUAAAGAGGUCCAAGAAGCCUUUCUUAUACUGCAAAAGCAUGGCUGCCUAUUUCGAGACCUGGUGAGGGUCCAAGGCAAAGAUGUGCUCACUCCUGUAUCUCGCAUCCUCAUCGGUAACCCGGGCUGCACCUACAAGUACCUGGACACCCGGCUCUUUACUUUACCUUGGCCAGUGAAGGGUUCCAGCAUAAAAUACAAUGUGUCUGAAAUAGCUGAAGCGUGUCAAAUCUUCCUGAAGCUCAACGAAUAUUUGCGGAUCAAGACCUUCCAGGCCUUGGAAGAACUUGCUGCCAAAGAUAAAAAUGAUAUCGAUACGGUGCCAGUGUGUAUCGGUCCAGAUUUCCCCAGGGUUGGCUUGGGGUAUGAUGGACCCGAUGAAAUGGACUUGAGGAACCGGUCAGCGUUCAACGUGACACUGGUGAAUUUCAUGGAUCCUCAGAAAAUGUCGUACCUGAAAGAGGAGCCUUACUUUGGCAUGGGGAAAAUGGCAGUGAGCUGGCAUCAUGACGAAAACCUGGUGGACAGGUCAGCGGUGGCAGUGUACAAUUAUAGCUGUGAAGAUCCUGAGGAAGAAGAAAGCGAGGAUGAUCCUCAGUUUGAAGGCAGAGACCCUGACACAUGGCAUGUGGCUUUUAAAAUCUCCUGGGACAUCGAGACACCUGGCUUGGCAAUACCCCUCCGCCAAGGAGACUGCUAUUUUAUGCUUGAUGAUCUCAAUGCUACCCACCAACACUGUGUCUUGGCUGGUUUACCACCUCGGUUUAGUUCCACCCACCGAGUGGCAGAGUGCUCCACGGGAACCUUGGAUUAUAUCUUACAGCGUUGCCAGUUAGCACUUCAGAAUAUCCGUGAGGAGGCAGACAAUGGUGAUGUCUCUUUGAAAUCUUUGGAGCCUGCGGUAUUGAGACAAGGAGAAGACAUCCACAAUGAGGUUGAGUUUGAGUGGCUGAGGCAGUUCUGGUUUCAAGGCAAUCGAUACCGGAAGUGUACGGAUUGGUGGUGUCAACCCAUAGCUCAACUGGAGGAAAUGUGGAAGAAGAUGGAAGGUGUGACAAAUGCCGUACUCCGUGAAGUUAGGAGCGAGGGGCUCCCCGUGGAACAAAGAAAUGAAAUCUUGACUGCCAUCCUCGCCUUGCUUACUGCACGCCAGAACCUGAGGAGGGAAUGGCAUGCCAGGUGCCAGUCCAGAAUUUCUCGAACUCUCCCUGUGGACCAGAAGCCAGAAUGCCGGCCCUACUGGGAGAAGGAUGACCCUUCCAUGCCUCUGCCCUUCGACCUCACAGACACGAUUUCAGAACUCAAAGACCUGCUUCUGGAAUGAAAGCCCUAGAAGAAACACAGAGUCUUGGGUGGGGGAAGAGAAGAAACUUGGGACUUCCCUCCUCUGGCUGUGGCUUGGGCAAGGGCAGAAUGGAUAGACUAUAGAUUGUAGCACCGGGUUCCAGCUGGAACCUGCUAGGAAAUAGGGCUCAUGAAUACCAAAAAAAAAAAAAAACCAUUUGAAAAUGGUGCAAUAUUCGAAUCCGAUCUGGUCUGAAGCAACAAGCUCCCCUUACCUCAAAAUUCUUGCUCACUGAUGUGAACAAUUUGGCCCCCAAGGGCCAAGGCAACAAGGGUGCUGGGUCUUUGGCAUUUAUUCUACCUAACUUUUUUUCUCCUUCCCAAGACUUGCUAUGACUCUCCAGAGG
Messenger RNA from Sorex fumeus (smoky shrew), 1928 nucleotides. RefSeq names its product FTO alpha-ketoglutarate dependent dioxygenase (gene FTO). Lineage: Eukaryota; Metazoa; Chordata; Mammalia; Eulipotyphla; Soricidae. Gene Ontology annotation, biological process: DNA alkylation repair; regulation of multicellular organism growth; RNA repair. The coding region runs from base 56 to 1561 and encodes 501 amino acids. The transcript has 9 exons. Gene Ontology annotation, molecular function: broad specificity oxidative DNA demethylase activity; ferrous iron binding; mRNA N6-methyladenosine dioxygenase activity. The record is from RefSeq and is a predicted model, not a curated record.